Molecule: messenger RNA, 2079 nt
Organism: Conger conger (European conger)
Lineage: Eukaryota; Metazoa; Chordata; Actinopteri; Anguilliformes; Congridae
Gene: fibcd1b
Product: fibrinogen C domain containing 1b
Exons: 8
Coding region: 601-2079 (492 amino acids)
Source: RefSeq, a predicted model, not a curated record
UUGCAAUAUGCUGUAGGUUUAUGGUUUUUACAAGGGGGCUAAGGGAUUAACUAAAAUCAUAAUAUUCCAGCAAAGUCUGUGCAUUUAUCUUGCUUCAACGAGUGGCUUUAAGGAAGAGGACAGAGGAAUUUAAUUACUGAGUGACUCGGUGGAUUUUUUAUAUUUAUUUGAUUUGGAGAAACCUUUAAGAAAGAUCUUUACUGCAAAGCAACGGUCUUUGGGAUUGCAUUCAGCGUCAUUUUCAAGAACCAAUCGUUCACAUGCGCUUUUGUUUUUGGACUUUUUAGUUGCAAUUAAAUAUAAAACAAAGAUAAUGUAGAUUUAUUUAAAUUGCAUUCUCUGGGAAAAAAUAUACAAAGGGGAAAUUCAUUCAAAAUUGGAUCAGAAGUGGUAUAACUACGCAAGAGAUCACAAUGUAUGUAAUACUAGCCUUCCCGUCGGACCUUGACUGGUAGAAGAAACCCAUUUGUGCGAGAAUAGUUGAGCUUCCGAAUGUGAACGUUUUUCUCUAUCUAUGGAGUAACUUUAAGGGGGGGAAGUAAAAGACUCUUUCCCUUGCCUGUGGCACCACCAGGCAAUUUUUAAAUCGGUUUCCAGAGAAUGGUAAAUGAUCGAUGGGGAACCAUGAACAGCGUUUCGGAACUCGAAGAUGGACAACGACACAAAUCCCAGACAUUCUGUGAAUGCGUGCCAAGCCCUUCUCAGCUCAAGCACCGCUGGUCAGACUCUGACACAGUCAAAGAGACGCCCCCCAAGGUAAGGAGAAUGAGCUGUAGUUACCUGCUAUGUACAAUCCUGCUUUUCGUGGCCGUGCUACUGGCUGUCACAAUAACGGGGACCAUCCUCUUCAUGAACCACUACCAGGCGCCCCCCGGGCCGGACGGCCCGCCCCUCAUAAGCACCAAUCAGGACGAGAGCAACGCCCUGGUGACGGUGGAGCGGGGCGACGGCUCCCGCAUCAACAUCUUCGUUGACCCGAACUGCCCGGACUACAACAACAACUUCCUGCGCCUGGAGGGCGUGCAGACGUCCCUGCUGCACUCGCUCACCGACCACGACUCCGACCUCAAGUCCGUCAAGGGCCAGGACCACGCCCUGCUGGUCAACCUGGCGGAGGAGGUGGCCAAGCUCUCUGCCCACGCCAGCCAGCUGAGGAUGGACUACGAGUCCCUGCGGCGGGGCCAGGGCAACCUGGGGCAGGACCUCAACACCCUGCAGACGGAGCAGGGCCGUCUCAUCCAGCUGCUGUCGGAGAGCCAGAUCAACAUGGUGAAGGUGGUGAACUCGGUGAGCGACGCCCUCAACUCCAUGCAGAAGGAGAACGGCGGCGUCAAGACCCGGCUGAAGGCCGAUCUCCAGCGGGCCCCGGUCCGUGGGGCGCGGCUCAAAGGCUGUGCCAACGGCUCGAGGCCUCGGGACUGCGGUGAUAUCUACGCGAACGGACAGAGGGAAGACGGGAUCUACUCCAUCUUCCCCACACACUACCCCUCCGGAUUCCAGGUCUUCUGUGACAUGUCUACGGACGGAGGAGGCUGGACGGUCAUCCAGCGCAGGGAGGAUGGAUCAGUCAAUUUCUUCCGCACUUGGGACUCUUACCGUGAGGGGUUUGGGAAGAUCACUGGAGAACACUGGCUGGGUAUGAAGAACAUCCAUGCCCUCACCAUUCAGGCUAACUACGAGCUGCGCAUUGACCUGGAAGACUUUGAGAACAGCACAGCCUUUGCCCAGUAUGGAACCUUUGGCGUGGGCCUAUUCUCUGUGGACCCGGAUGAUGACGGAUACCCACUGACCAUCGCCGACUAUUCAGGCACAGCAGGCGACUCCCUGCUGAAGCACAACGGGAUGAAGUUCACCACGAAGGACCGGGACAGCGACCACUCCGAGAACAACUGUGCCUCCUUCUACCACGGUGCCUGGUGGUACCGCAACUGCCACACCUCCAACCUGAACGGACAGUACCUGAGGGGGCAGCACAGCUCCUACGCCGACGGCAUCGAGUGGUCCUCCUGGACCGGCUGGCAGUACUCGCUCAAGUUCACCGAGAUGAAGAUCCGGCCCACCCGGGAGGAGAACAAGUGA